AUGCUCAAUUUCGCAGUCAUCGGCACCGGCUGGAUCACCGACUCGUUCAUCGAGUCGGCCCACGCGACGGGCGCCUGGAAGCUCGUCGGCGUCUACUCGCGCAAGCAAGAGACGGCCUCGGCCUUUGCGUCCAAGCACGGCGCACCCUCGACCUACACGACGCUCGACGCGCUCGCCGCCGCCGCCGACGUGCACGCCGUCUACAUCGCGUCGCCGAACUCGCUGCACCACGCGCAGGCCAAGCGCCUCCUCGCCGGCAGCAGCAACAACAACAAGCAGCACAUCAUCCUGGAGAAGCCGUCGACGUCGACGGCGGGCGAGUUCGAGGAGCUGCACGCGCUCGCGCGGGACAAGGGCGUGUUCGUGCUCGAGGCGAACCGGCACCUGCAGGAGCGCAACUUCGGGGUGCUGCGCGAGGCCCUGGGCCGGCUGGGCCCCGUGUACGGCGCCAGCCUCAACUACGCGGCGUACUCGUCGCGCUACAACGCGGUGCUGGCGGGCGAGACGCCCAACAUCUUCAGCCUCGCCUUCUCGGGCGGCUGCCUCGUCGACCUCGGCGUCUACCCCAUCGCCGCGGCGGUGGCGCUGUUCGGCCGGCCCGGGGCGCAGUCGUACAGCCCCGUGUUUGUGGCGACGGGCGCGGACGGCGGCGGGUUCGUGCGGCUGCAGUAUGAGGGGUUUGCGGUGGAUAUCAACCAGAGCAAGAUUUAUACGUCGGCGGCGCCGAGCGAGGUGUAUGGCGAGAAGGGGACGUUGAUUGUGAACGGGGUGACGGACAUCGACAGCGUGGUCUUUUUGGAUGCGCGGACGAAGGAGAAGACGCAGCUGGCGGGCGAGAAGGCGAAGCUGAACUUGCAAGAGGAGGCGGCCGAGUUUGCGCGGAUAAUCGGAGAGAGGGACGAGGCGGCGGCGAAGAAGCUGGAGGAGAUGAGCAGGAUUGUUUUGGGCAUCACGACGGAUCUGAGGAAGCAGAAUGGCAUCGUGUUCGAUGUCGAGAAGAACUAG
Messenger RNA from Diplodia corticola, 1005 nucleotides. RefSeq names its product oxidoreductase. The transcript has a single exon. The record is from RefSeq and is a predicted model, not a curated record. Bases 1 to 1005 code for a protein of 334 amino acids. Gene Ontology annotation, molecular function: nucleotide binding. NCBI's taxonomy places the organism in Eukaryota, Fungi, Ascomycota, Dothideomycetes, Botryosphaeriales, Botryosphaeriaceae.